Acaromyces ingoldii is the source of this 2470-nucleotide messenger RNA. RefSeq lists its product as hypothetical. Lineage: Eukaryota; Fungi; Basidiomycota; Exobasidiomycetes; Exobasidiales; Cryptobasidiaceae. The coding region runs from base 398 to 2329 and encodes 643 amino acids. The transcript has a single exon. The record is from RefSeq and is a predicted model, not a curated record.
AGAUUAUCGUCAGCUUCUGAGGUCCCGCUGCUGCUCUUUGCAAGGCAGAGCGGAAUUGUGGCAGUGAGGCAAACCGACGAUAGAUCGGGUCGUUGGCUGACGGAGCAUGUCUCAGUGGUGCAACGUACUGGGCCUGGCUUGGCUUUGUGGCACAUGAUUCAUAGACCGUUUGCCUUUUACCGAUCGAUUCUCGCACGACAAUGGUCAAUAUGUGCUAGUCCGUGCUAUAUAUCCGCGCAGUGUGACCUGGUCAUCAAUCUUACACCAACCCGAGUAACUCGGACAUCUUCUUCCCUCACUCCCUCCUCCUUUCGUUCAUUCGGGUGCUUCUUCACACUUUCACGCCAUUCGAGCAUCUACUUUUUCUAGCAUUAGCGACUUUGAAGACGGGGGAGCCAUGACGUCCAUCGAGAACUUUGACCGCCUCUUGGCGGGCCAUCUCGGCGCCGCACCGCUCAUGACCCAAAGCCAGGAGCCUUCGUCGGACGGCGGGCAUGGUGAGACGCCCUUGCGGACACCCUCAUUCACGGGCAGCAUCGCCUCGGAGUCGGUCAAGGGCGGCGGCGAAGACCGCGCACUGAAGCUUCAGCAGCUCUACCGUGCCCUGGCCGACCUCUACACGGACACAGAGCACAUCGGCACCCAACCAGAGGCCCGCGAGACGGACUCGGCUUCCGCAAGCCCUCCCCAUGGAUCCUUCUCGGCUUCCGUUCCCGACUCAGCUUCAGCGAGCCCACCUCGUGGAUCCUUCUCGGCUUCCGUUCUGGGAACCGCAUUCGCAUCGUCCUCGUCCGCCUCGUCGCUCUGGGAGAUGCAGCGGUCGGGCCCACCUUCGGACACCAUCGAGGAGGAGCCACGAAUGCUGGAUCUCGAUGACGUCUACUUUACAAAGACGAUGCUGCCCGAGAGGCAGCAGGACGAUGGCCGCAACGUGCUGGCGCGCCACUUCCCACAGCUCACGGAAGCACCCGCACGCAUGUUUGGCGAGGAUGGAUCGCCGCUGCCGCCGACGAAGAAGGAGGAAACGACGGCCGAGGAGCGGGAGGCGCGCAAGCGGGCGCUGGUACUGCGCUACCGUGGGAAGAAGAUGCACUCGCUCAUCAAGUCGAUGGUCGUCAUGGAGUCGCGCAGCAUCAACUGGAAGCGGGUGGGCGACGACGAGAACAACUUUGGCGUCGCCACCCUGCCCGCGCUGCCCGAUGUCUGGGCCCUCGACAUUGUUCACCAGGACCUGGACAACCUGCAAAAGACAAAGGCCAAGCGCGUCUUUGAGCUCGCCGACAGCCGCUGCGGUGGUCAGUGCCCUGCUUGCCGCGGCACAAAAACAGCCGCAUGUGCGACGUGCAAGGGAACGCCGGCCGAUGAGUGCUGGUGGUGCAACGGCUCCGGCAAACAAAAGGGAUCCAAGUGCAGGCGCUGCCUCGGCAAGGGCAAGCUCGACUGCCAGGCCUGCUCGGGCACCCUCCGCUCGCCGUGCCAGCCCUGCAAGGGCCAGGGAACAGGCCUCUAUGCUGCCUUUGUCCAGGUCCGCGUCCGCAGAGUCGACUUCCCGCCUCUGCCCACGUCGAGCCUCACGCAGAGCCGGGACCCCAACGCGAUACGGCUCGCGGCGACAAAGAGGACAAAGGAGCUCAUCGAGCGCCUGACUGAAGCCAGCAACGCAAAGUCAAAGAAUCACCACGCGCCACUGACGGCCUCGUGCGCCUGGGAAACAUCGGCCUCACACCUCGUCGAGGUCGAGGUGCCUCUGGCUGCCAAGCUGCGCAAGCGCAAGUCCCUCGUCUCCCUUUCGCGAAAGUCGUCCUCGGCCAGCCUCUCCUCGUCAGCGGCUGGCCAGAGCAACGCAUCGGAGGAGCUCGUCUCCAGUGGCCUGCUGGGCCGCAAGAUCGUCACCUCGCUCCGCUACUUUCUCCUGCCCUCGGACCCGGAUCUGCAGCCAGCCGAGCUGGCGCGGUCCGACUUUGAGCGCGCCCUGGCCUCGUCGUCGCCCAAGCUCGAGCAGGAGGCGCCUCAGCAGGACGCAUACCUCAGCCCGCCCACGUCGCCCUCUGCCAGCGGCAGCAUGACGCCCGUCCUGGGUGCUUUCCGGCCCUACGUCAGCCCGCUGACGCAGAUGGCUCUCACUCCUGACGGCUCAAGGCCUGCAUCGCGCUUCCACUCGCCCAUCCAUUCGCCUGCCAAACCCUCGACGCCCGACAUCGUCGAGCGCGACAGCUACUUUGGCAGUCACGUCAAGAGGGCCUCGCAUGCCAGGUCUGUUUCGGCUGGCCGAUUCCCCAUCUUCAACCACCAUCUCUCAGCAUCUCAAGCCUCCACGCCUCGCGCCUAGAGGCUACCCAACUUCCAUUCCUUCUGCUCUCCUACUUUCUGUGUAUCAUCCAUUAUAGCCCAGCAUAGCAGUCAUUCAACCGUACGUUUACCUUGUUCAUACUCUCGUUAAUCUAGUGCAUUACCAAUACUAUUAGCCAUU